This is a messenger RNA of Cryptomeria japonica (Japanese cedar), 405 nucleotides long. Its product is annotated as pathogenesis-related protein PR-4-like. Gene Ontology annotation, molecular function: RNA nuclease activity. Gene Ontology annotation, biological process: defense response to fungus; defense response to bacterium. NCBI's taxonomy places the organism in Eukaryota, Viridiplantae, Streptophyta, Pinopsida, Cupressales, Cupressaceae. Bases 1 to 405 code for a protein of 134 amino acids. The record is from RefSeq and is a predicted model, not a curated record. The transcript is spliced from 2 exons.
AUGGCUUCAAAUGUUGUGAGGUGGAUUGCUUUAUGCUGCUUUGUGGCAUUCAUAUUCCCUGACUGUGUUAAGGGUGACACAUACACCACGAACAAUCAGUAUAAUACUGCUGCUCAUAACUACGCCCUGGAUGGACUGUACUGUGCUACAUAUGACUCUGAUCAGACCCUGCAGUGGCGCAGUCAAUACCUUUGGACUGCAUAUUGUGACCAAGCUGGAGGUCCAAUGGGAGCUUCCCUAUGCGGCAAAUGCAUCCAUGUGACAAAUGAAUCAACAGGUCAAAGUGUGACGGUACGAAUUGUGGACCGGUGCCAAAACGGAGGAUUGGAUUUGGAAAUUGCUGCUUUUAAUGCCAUUGAUGGAGAUGGACAAGGGCAGUUUAACGGGCAUAUGAUUACUACUUAG